AUGAACCGCCAACAAGCCGCCGAAAAAGCCCUCCACGACCAAACCAACAUCCUCCCCAAGCGCCAACUCCUCGUGGUCUUCGCCGGCCUCGCCAUCUCGCUGCUCAUCGCCUUCGUCGACCAAAAUGGCAUCAGCGUCACCCUCCCCACCGUAGCCGCUGACCUCAACGCUGAAAACACCAUCUCCUGGGCCGGCACUUCGUCCCUCAUCGCCAACACCAUGUUCACCGUGCUUUACGGCCGCUUGUCCGACAUCUUCGGCCGCAAGAUCGUCUACCUGAGCGCGCUGGCGCUGCUCAGUCUUGCGGAUCUGCUAUGCGGACUGUCCGUUAACGCGCCCAUGUUCUACUUCUUCCGUGGGCUGGCUGGUGUCGCAGGUGGGGGCAUCACCUCGCUGACGAUGAUCAUCGUGUCCGAUAUCGUGACGCUCGAGCAGCGGGGUAAGUACCAGGGGAUUUUGGGCGCCGCGCUGGGCCUGGGAAACGUGAUCGGGGCGUUCGUCGCCGCAGCAUUCACGAUGAGAUCUACCUGGCGCGGGUUCUUCUGGCUGAUUUCGCCACUGUCGGCUUGCUGCGUGGCUGUGGGGUACUUUCUCAUCCCGAAUAACCACCGCAAGGAUGGGUUCCGUGAGAGCGUGCGUCGCAUUGACGGGUAUGGCAUCGUCGCCUCGUCAAUCGGUAUCAUCUUCCUGUUGAUUCCUAUCUCCGGGGGCGGGUCGUACUUUGACUGGGACUCGCCGAUGGUGAUCUCUAUGCUUGUGAUCGGGGGACUGUCUUUGGUUGCGUUUGUAGUUAUUGAGUGGAAGGUGGCUGUGCUGCCGAUGCUUCCUGUGGUAUUCUUCAAAAACAAAGUCUUAUGCGCCCUGUUCCUACAGAGCUUCCUCCUCGGCGCAGUCUUUCAGUCCUACCUCUACUACCUCCCGCUAUACUACCAGAACGCGCGAGGAUGGUCUCCCAUCGUCUCCGCCGCACUGAUCUCCCCAAUGGUAGGCUGUCAGUCAAUCGCAUCCAUCAGCUCAGGCCAGUACAUCUCGCGAACAAAGCGCUACGGCGAGGUAAUCUGGCUCGGCUUCGGCCUGUGGACACUAGCCGCAGGCCUCACCCUCCUCUUCAACCUCCACACCCACCCAGCCGUAAUAGCCGUCAUAGUCGGCAUAGCCGGCGUAGGCAUAGGCGGCACGCUGCAACCAACAAUGGUCGCCUUCCAAGCGCACUGCACCAAGGCUCACCGCGCAGUCGUCAUCUCGGACCGGAACUUCUUCCGCUGUCUGGGCGGCGCGUGCGGGCUCGCUGUAUCAGCUGCACUGUUGCAGGCGACGCUGCGGGCGAAUCUGCCCGAGGGGUAUAAGCAUCUUGCGCGAUCGUCGUAUUCGACGCCGGAGCGGGCGCAGAUAUCGGAUGCGGACUGGGUAGGCAUUCUGGAUGCCUUUGCGAAGGCGUCGCGGAGGCUGGAGAGGCCCAAGGAUGCGUUUGAGAUUGAGGAGGAGAGGAGGGCGAGGGAGGGGGAUGAGGGGGUGAAGGCGCGAGUGGAUGUAGAACUCGGGGUCAAUGAACCUAAGCGUGCGAUUCAGGGGGAUCAGAAGACUUCAUGA
Aspergillus campestris IBT 28561 is the source of this 1590-nucleotide messenger RNA. Its product is annotated as putative MFS transporter. NCBI's taxonomy places the organism in Eukaryota, Fungi, Ascomycota, Eurotiomycetes, Eurotiales, Aspergillaceae. Bases 1 to 1590 code for a protein of 529 amino acids. The record is from RefSeq and is a predicted model, not a curated record. Gene Ontology annotation, molecular function: transmembrane transporter activity. Gene Ontology annotation, biological process: transmembrane transport. The transcript is spliced from 4 exons.